AAAGGCCAUAAACUUAGAAAGUUUAAAGCUUCAGUUAUUCAUACCUUAGUGGAGAUUAGUUUGAUGCUGUCCAUUUUUCUCCUAAAUGGAGCAGAGAUCACUGUUUUGAAAAGACGGGAGUUUUUACUAGAAAAGAAGAACAAGUAAUUAAUUUUGGAGUUUAUAACACCAACCUUGGGGGCCAGUAUUAGAGACUUAGGACAUAUGAGAUGGGAGAUCCAAGGUAACAGAAGGUAGUUAGAAGUAUGCCAUAUAUAAACCAUAUUGAAAUUUUGUCAGGAACAAGCUGGUCCUGCACCAGGAAAAUGGUAAAUCUUCUUUUUUUUUUUCCUGGGUAACUCCUUUUUCUCUCUGCUGCAAGAUGUCCAACUGGAGCUUUUAUACUCUAAGAACUGUCGACCUAGAAUUCCUUUAUGGAAUAAGUAGGAUUUUGUGGGCUGCUGCAGGAGUCAUCUUAUCACCUUAUUUUAUGGGGAAAAGUAUGUUCUCAAUUCUCAUAUACAGUCUACAAACAAAAAUUUUAAAUGUAAUCCUUUCUGGGUCACUUUAGUGUAUGAAUGAGGGGCUCAUUUCCAUUGAGGUUGCUAAAUGAUUGUUGUGUCAUUUAGGGCAUGUAAGUCUAAAACCACUGAGUAAGAGUGAUAACCAUUUAAAAUGUAGAAAAUUCUGGAGCACCUGGCUAGCUUAGUUAGUGUGACUCUUGAUCUUGGGGUCUUGAGUUUGAGUCCCAUGUUGGGUGUAGAGAUUAAAAUAAAAUCUAAAAAAAAAAAUUAAAAUUUAGAAAAUCCUGAAGGGUAUGAAUUUGAUCAUAAAAAUCGAGUGUGGACAUUUAUCGAGUGCUUAUUGACUAUAAGUUAGAAACUAUUCUUUUUUAAGUUUAUAUAUUUUGAGAGAAAAUGAGAGCAGGAGAGGGGCAGAGAGAGAGAGAGGGAGAGAGAGAAUCCCAGGCAGGCUCCGCAACAGUUAGCACAGAGCCCACCGUGAGGCUCUGAGCCGCCCACGUGUCCCUCUUUGAAACUAUUCUUCGUGCUUUGUGUGUGUUAACUCAUUUAAUCCUCACAGCAAUCCUUUGGGUUUGGUACUAUUUUUAUCCUCAUCUUACAGAUGAGGAAACUGAGGCAUAAAGAGGUUAAUUUACUUGUGUAAGGUCACAGAGCUGAAAGUGGGAGAGUUUGGAAUCUAAUCCAAGCAGACUUGCUCAAGAACCUGUGUUCUUAAUCACUAAGUCUUAUCUUUUCCACUUUGCUGAAAUUGAACUAAGAGUAGAAACUUUGAUUUUGCUGGUAUAUGAAAACUAAAGUAACACCAGCUACUUUUGCUUGGAAAUAAAUUAUUAUUUCAUUUGUAAGUUAAAAUUUAAUUUUAUGUCAGGGAGUCUGGGUGGCUCAGUCGGUUAAGCAUCUGACUCUUAAUUUCGGCUCAGGUCAUGAUCUCAUGGUUUGCUGUGCUGGCAUAUGGAGCCUGCUUGAGAUUCUCUCUCCCCCAGUGCCCCCUCCGCCCCCCGACUCUCUUGUGCUUGCUCUCUCUCAAAAUAAAUAAAUAAACUUAAAAAAAUUAAUUUCAUGUCAUAUGGUUAUAGAAUGUAAAGUCAAUUUAUAUUAGAUUAUUUUAUUUUUUUUUAGGUUUCCACUACAAAUCUGCCCCUGUGAGUACAUGAAUACUCAUAUGUACUCUUACUCCUGUAUCUUGAACUUACUUGCUCUUUUCCCAAGGGAGACAACCCAGAGUUUCAUCCAGUUACUAUAAUUAGCUCAAGAUCCAAGCUCUAUAGCUGCAGUCUCUUUCAUUAGAUCCUGGUGUGGCUUCUUGUGGUUCAAAGAUCUAUAAACCAAAGAUGAGUUGUCUGUAUUCUACCUAAUACAUAGUUGUGGAGAAGGAGUAAGGAUAACAGCAGUAAAAACUUACUCAGAGGAUAACAGGUAACACUCAACAGUCAUUAAUGCAUUAUAAAAUCUUACUGGGUAAGAAUGACAGUGACUCCCUGACAGUGUAAUAAAUUUGUUGAUUUUGCUCUUUGAUAGGGCCUCCAUUGUCCCCUGUGCCCUAUGAAAGAUCCUACCUUGUCCAUUAUCUUCCAUGGCCACAUCUGAGAUGGAUAUUAUUGAAGAUGCCCUUUCUGGAUGACAUCUGAACUGGAGAGCAGCCUAACAUCUAUGGACUGGUUACCACAGCUCACCAUGAGAGCAGCCAUCCAAAAAUCUGAUGCUACACAAAAUGCACAUGGAACAGGAAUUUCCAAGAAGAAUGCCCUCCUUGACCCAAAUACAACACUGGACCAGGAAGAAGUCCAACAGCACAAAGAUGGGAAACCUCCAUACAGUUAUGCCAGCCUCAUUACAUUUGCAAUUAAUAGUUCACCCAAAAAGAAAAUGACUCUAAGUGAGAUUUACCAGUGGAUUUGUGAUAACUUCCCAUAUUAUAGAGAGGCUGGCAGUGGUUGGAAGAACUCCAUACGACAUAAUCUGUCACUGAACAAGUGUUUCCUUAAAGUGCCUCGAUCAAAGGAUGACCCCGGAAAGGGAUCCUACUGGGCAAUAGACACCAAUCCGAAGGAAGAUGCACUGCCUACUCGGCCAAAGAAGAGAGCACGAUCUGUAGAACGGGCCUCAACUCCAUAUAGCAUAGAUUCAGAUUCUUUGGGAAUGGAGUGUAUUAUUUCGGGAAGUGCCUCUCCAACUCUGGCAAUCAACACUGUGACUAACAAAGUAACAUUGUACAACACUGAUCAGGAUGGUAGUGAUAGCCCACGCAGUAGCCUUAACAACAGUCUCUCAGAUCAGAGUUUGGCAUCUGUUAAUUUGAACAGUGUUGGAAGUGUGCAUAAUUAUACACCGGUGACAAACCAUCCAGAACCGGUCUCUCAGUCAUUAACUCCUCAACAGCAGCCACAGUACAACCUUCCCGAACGAGACAAACAACUACUUUUCUCAGAGUAUAAUUUUGAAGAUCUCAGUGCCUCAUUUCGGAGCCUUUAUAAGUCAGUUUUUGAGCAGUCACUUAGUCAACAAGGUUUGAUGACCAUCCCUUCCGAAUCUUCCCAGCAGUCCCACACCUCGUGUCCAUAUCAGCACUCUCCUAGCAACACAGUGAGCUCUCAUCCCCACAGCAACCAGAGCAACCUGUCCAACAAUCAUGGCAGUGGCCUCAGCACCACGGGCAGUAAUUCAGUCGCACAGGUCUCACUGCCUCACUCCCAGAUGCAUACACAGCCGUCUCCACACCCAUCCCAUCGACCACAUGGUUUACCACAGCAUCCACAGCGUCCCCAGCACCCGGCAUCGCACCCGCAGCAACAUAGCCAGCUCCAACCCCCUCACCCCCAGCACCCCUCUCCACAUCAACACGUACAGCACCAUCCGAACCAUCAACAUCAGCCGUUAACACAUCAGGCGCCGCCACCCCCACAACAGGUAUCCUGUAAUUCUGGUGUUUCGAAUGAUUGGUAUGCAACACUUGAUAUGCUAAAAGAAAGUUGUCGAAUUGCCAGCAGUGUUAAUUGGUCAGAUGUAGACCUUUCACAGUUCCAAGGUUUGAUGGAGAGUAUGAGACAGGCAGAUCUCAAGAACUGGUCUUUGGAUCAGGUUCAGUUUGCUGAUCUCUGUUCUUCUCUUAACCAAUUCUUUACACAAACUGGCCUUAUCCACUCACAGAGUAAUGUUCAGCAAAAUGUCUGUCAUGGUGCCAUGCAUCCAGCAAAACCUUCCCAACACAUUGGAACAGGAAAUUUGUACAUAGACUCCAGGCAAAAUCUCCCUCCUUCAGUGAUGCCGCCCCCUGGUUACCCUCACAUCCCACAGGCACUUAGCACUCCAGGAACGACUAUUGCAGGCCAUCACGGAGCCAUGAACCAGCAGCACAUGAUGCCUUCCCAAGCCUUCCAGAUGCGGCGCUCUCUGCCUCCAGAUGACAUCCAGGAUGACUUUGAUUGGGAUUCAAUUGUGUAGAGCUUGUUUCUGCAAAGGCACCAGACCCCAGCGUCACCUUUCUGUGCAGUGAAGGGAAAGGUUUCAGAGAAUCCAGUCGAGAAAACAAAGUUGCUAAUCACUUUACCGAUGUUAUCAAAAUUUCUUUUGAAGACAAUCAAAAAGAUUUUAGCUGGAUAAAUUACUGCUUUUAUCUGACCCAAACAAGUACUACAUGUUUGUCUCCCUGCCAGCUGCCCUAUGUAGCUCCUAACUGUUGUGUGAUUUGAACGGCUUUUGCAUAUUUGUGUCAGUUCGAUGUUGACCACAAGUGCCAGACUGAUUUUUCAGACAGAGCCUAUUUUGCUGCAAGCAGUUUAUAGAUACAUAUGUGUAAAUAUAUGUACAAAAAUUACUGAAAGGCUUCAGUUUUUCUAAUUGGAUUAUUACGUCUUGGAAAGAAAGUUAACUGUGAGUUUUUAUUCCUCGUUAGGCUAUUUUCUGCAGGAUGCUUUUAACUGAUGUAGGCAACUGAAAGGAAAUGGAUUUUUUCAAAGCCCAGUUCCCCUCAUUUAAUCUGCUUUUCAGAAACAUGGGCAUUGAGUUCUACUCAGUAAGGACCCAGAGUUUGAUGCUUUCCAAACAGUCCACAGGGGCAUGUUGUUCCUGAGCAGCAUAAAGAACUGACCAAAUUUGUUCUGAUGCUUGGGGGGAUUAUAGAGUUUAUGUUGUACCUUUUCCAUGUCUGUUUCCCUAAAUCUGCAUUAUAACAGUUCUAAAAUUUCUUUGAUCGAUUAGCAGCUGGGCAUAUUGCUCAGCUCUUUAACAAAAUCAUUGCCUCCAUAUUCACUCUUGUAUUUAUUAUUCAGAAGUGUUAUUUUAAUAUUUAUUGCUACCUUCUGUGAAUGCUCAGCUCCUAUUGGGUUCAGUAAGGAGAAGUGCGGUGUCUGAAAGCACAGAAUUGUUUUUCUUAAGAGUUUACAGACAAGACAAUCAGAAAGAUUGUGUCAUUCUCUUUGUCGGCACAUGUCUCUGUCUUAGCAUUCCUGCUGAUUGAGACUUACUAGCUAAAUAGAAUUUUUCUGGAAUUUGAAUCAGAGUUCAUUUGGGCAGUAGAACAGCAGGGCACUGUUUAUAAAGCAGGUUUCCUCACUCAUUCUCUUUCCACUUAGGAAGCACUGAAAGGAGGGUAGAGCCACACAUAGAUUUUAUUUGCCUCAGUCUUCAGUGCAGAUGUCAUUAAGUGGUUUGCUGUUUCUGUUGUCCUUUGUGUCUGUGUAUGCAUGACAUUUGGUUACUUUCCUUGAAAUGCAGCCUGCCUCUUUGAGGUUUUUAUUAGUUGUUUUUUUUGUUUUGUUUUGUUUCAUAUCAUAUCAUAGUUACUUUGCAUGGAUUGAUUGUCUUAGUUUUAUAAUAAAAGUAACAGAAAUUAGAUUUUUUUUUUAAUGAAUAGAUUUUUAAUUGGUUCUUUAGACCAUAAAAAGGUGGAAUUUCUUUCAGUUAUGAUGGGGGAAUGAUCUGUUCCAUCAAAUCAAGGGGUAAUCACUGCUCACUGGUUGCUUUUCAGCAUCUCUAGUCUCUACAGUCAUGCUUACUAAAUCACUCCAGUUAGCCUUAGUGAUUUUGUGGUUGAGUGUCCUCUGCUGGAACUAGACAGACAUCUUUGUUUCUGUAUGUGUGUAUGUGAGAGUGUUUGUCACUGUGUGUGGCUAUUUUGUUUUAGUGGAGUGUUGCCUUUAAUGAAUCACUGGGAGGCCAGCCACGGUAAAAGGCUGAUGAGGUUGGGGAGAAAGGAAGGGCUUUUAUGUUCCUGUUGUUUGGACCUUGCUUGGCAUGAAAAAUGAAGCUCGGUUCCAGCCCCUUGGCUCGGUGAAAAUCGGAGGAUUCUGGCAAGGCAGCCAACAGGCCCCUCUUAUGUGGAUCGGAGGCAAGAUGAGAUAGCAGCCUGCAGAGCAAACACUUGGAAAAAUGGGGGUGAUUUUCAAUAGUCUGCUCAAGUCACUGUUUUCUAGAUACCACAAAAGCUGUUUUGAAACUUUAAAUUGCUUGGGUAGCAAUGUGCACUUUAAACAAUUUGGGUAUUGGAAUGCAGUCUUACAUUGAAUGAUUUGAGUAGAAACCACUGAUGAAGAUUUUACAAAUUGUGUGAAGCUGAUUUCCCAUUUGGCAAUCAUUUACUGAUUUGCAGUGAUCAAUAUUUUUAUGAGAAUUUAAACCUAACCACACAUGUCCCUGGAGGCAGAGCCUCCACUUGGACCCAUCCCACCCUUGUGACUCAGGUGGCCCGGGAGCCCAGGACAGGCCUUCGUGGGGGGCGCCAGACAGCCGGAGUUACCUGGUGAGGUGCAGCGCAUCCCCUCUGGCGGCUGUUUCUGUUGCUAGUUGUCAGUGCAGAACAAGCUCUGUCUUGGGUUUAAAUUGACCGAAGACUCUUGGGGAAAAGAAUAAUAAAUGCAUAUGAUCAGAUGGGGGCACUCUGUCCAGGAGAAUAAUCCGACUGGCAUUUGUGGCAGUUUUUGAAAUGUAAACGUAUUCAUGUGUGUUCUUGUAAAUACAUGUCUCUCAGAUGUCCUUUGAAGUGGGAGGGAAUCAAUCCGGGGAUUAUUUCAAAUGGAAUAGAGUAUUUUGAUAUUGUUCAUUCAGAGGGUGAUGUGUACAUAUCUAUAUUGUAUAUAUGUGAUGAAAAUGCAUUGGCUUUUUGUGCAAACACAAUCUGCUCUCUGUACUGCUGUUGGACAGUCAGUGUUUUAAUGUUUCUACAGUUUUGCUAUUGCACGAUUUCAUAUUUUGCCUCUAUGAUGAACGGCGCCCAUUCUUUGUAACUGUUUAGUGCUGUAAAGAAAUAUCCCAAGUGUCAUUAGGAUUGUUGCUGCCAGACUGAUAUGCAUGAAUGGCACUUAAAAUAAAUAUAUUAUGUUAACUCUA
Molecule: messenger RNA, 6827 nt
Organism: Acinonyx jubatus (cheetah)
Lineage: Eukaryota; Metazoa; Chordata; Mammalia; Carnivora; Felidae
Gene: FOXJ3
Product: forkhead box J3
Exons: 12
Coding region: 2121-3944 (607 amino acids)
Biological process (GO): regulation of transcription by RNA polymerase II
Cellular component (GO): nucleus
Molecular function (GO): RNA polymerase II cis-regulatory region sequence-specific DNA binding; DNA-binding transcription factor activity, RNA polymerase II-specific
Source: RefSeq, a predicted model, not a curated record